Messenger RNA from Phytophthora infestans T30-4, 456 nucleotides. RefSeq lists its product as uncharacterized. NCBI's taxonomy places the organism in Eukaryota, Oomycota, Peronosporomycetes, Peronosporales, Peronosporaceae. The coding region runs from base 1 to 456 and encodes 151 amino acids. The transcript has a single exon. The record is from RefSeq and is a predicted model, not a curated record.
AUGACUUGCCGCGCAAGGACCAAAUCUGUCGAGCAAUGCUCGCGAGAGGCUCUACCCUCCGGAUAUUGCUUCCAGCAUGAAAAAGAUUGCAAGAUCCAGAUGUUCAAAACGGAGCUCAAGAAGAUGCAUCAACGUGUUCGUACUUUCAGUGAGAAGCUAAACGCUUAUCAUCGAAUGAUAGUAGAUAUCAAUCGCUGUGAUUAUAUCAAAUAUCGACUGGAUCAGCUGGAACAGCACACACCAUAUCGAUUCAUCUGCAACGAUCCUCGUUCCAAAGAGGAGAUCGAAGAGAUUUUUGAUCUCCCCUUCGAUGAGUGCCAACAAUCGUAUAUCUCCUUGCUCGAGAGAAGGAAUGCAAUAGUUCAUAAAUACACGAUGCAGAACUGGGAGGAGCAACACGCCCAGCGAUCAGCUCAACUAGGGAAGAUUGAAUAUAAACCACGAUUCAGGAAUUAA